Messenger RNA from Clarias gariepinus (North African catfish), 2226 nucleotides. RefSeq lists its product as uncharacterized. NCBI's taxonomy places the organism in Eukaryota, Metazoa, Chordata, Actinopteri, Siluriformes, Clariidae. The coding region runs from base 598 to 2001 and encodes 467 amino acids. The record is from RefSeq and is a predicted model, not a curated record. The transcript is spliced from 6 exons.
AAGGAAGACUUCAGGGAAAAGUGUAGGAGAUUUUCUUAUUACUGAUUUAUAGUUUUAAAAACCAAUUCCUCCCACUACAGGUAAGGGAAUUUACGGAACAUGCCUGACUACAACAGUUAUGCUCACGUUACCAGACUUAAAGCAUGUUGCACAGAAAAUACUUUUAUUCUACAGGAUUUUCUGAGAUUGCACAGUGGCAUAAGGGUUACCACUGUGGUCUCGCAUCUCCAGAGUCACGGGUUAGUUUCCUGCCUCCAGUCUGUGUGUGUGCAUGUUCUCCUUGUGCUUGGUGAGUUUCUCUGGCUACUCCGGUUUCCUCCCACAGUCCAAAAAAAUGCAGACAAGGUUAACUGGCCUCAACAAAUUUCCCAUAGUGUGUAAAUACUGUAAAUGGGUGAGCAUGUGUAUUCACAAAUUGCCCAUAGUGUGUAAAUAAAUGUGUGUGUGUAUGUGUAUGCGCCCUGCAAUGGAUUGCCAUCCUGUCCUGGGUGUACCCCACCUCAUGUAUGAAGUCUCCUGGGAUAGGCUCCAGGCCCCCCGCCACCCUGUAUACGAGAUAAAGUGGUAAAGACAAGAGGGUCCCAACAGGCCAAUUUAAUGCUCAGGAGCUGGAGUCCAUCAGUGUGGUGUGACAAUGAGUCAAUGACCCUGCGUAUGCAGGGAAGUCGAUUACCUGUUCUCUUGGUUGAGACAAGUAAAGAGAACCCAGUUCCAUUAUUGCGAAUACCUUCCCAUUGUGGUUUUUCUGUGAGGAGGGCCCGCAGAGACGUUUCACUAGUUGCCAAGUAUGACGGCUGUAAUGUUGUACAGCAGGGGGAUGCCUACAUCUUGCCAUUGUAUGUUUUGGGAGUUGUCGUGACGAUGGUCUGUCCUAUGGAUCGUCCCCUCACUAUGAUUUCCUGUAGCCCUUCUGCUAUGGUUGUCAAUCUUGGAAUGUCUCCAGAUGCUGUCAGGCUGAAGGUGAAUGGUAUAUGGGAACCGGUGUACCAAGCAUCCACCACCUGUGGGUUUAAGGCAGAAGUUGCGGGAGGUGGACUGACCCUAACAGCACCAUAUACAAGCACUUGCUGGCGGUUUGAGGGUACUGCGAGACAUUUGUCUGUACAAUACAUGGAUGGGGAGCUGACGUUGUCCUGCCCAGCUGUACAGAACAUCCCACCUAUCUCACCUCCUCAACAUGAUAAUAUGGGUUAUUCUUUUUAUGGUUAUGGUAUGCCACGGUAUGUCCAUCAUGGGCAGCCUGAAACUCUCUCAAACCCGCCCACGACUACAACCUCAACAACCACUACAAAAACCCAUACCCCCAAAGCUACCACAAUUGCACACAAUGGUGUUAAACAGCCGCUUUGGUCUCCUUGGUUAUCUGGAAGGUACGCUUUGCCAUGGUAUAUCCAUCCUGGGCAGCCUGGGACUCUCUUGAACCGCACCACAACUACAGCCUCAACAACCUCAGUUAAAACCCACACUACCCAAACUACAUUAGUUGCACAUGAUGGUGCGAACCAACAAUUUUGGAAUUCUUGGUUACCUGGAAGGUAUAACCCUUAUGCUAUCCCACGGUAUGUUCAUGGUCAGCCUGGAACUCCCUCAAAUGUCCCCACAACUACACCCUCAACAACCAUGACUAAAACCCCAGCUAACAGAGUUGUACCUACUGUUGCUAACCAACUUUGGUAUCCUUGGUUACAAGGAAUGUGUAAGUCUAGUGGUUAUGGUAUACCAUGGUAUUUCCAUCAGGAGCAACCUGCAGCUCCUAUGGGUGCACACACAGCAACCAUGACUACUACCUCAGCAACCACUGUUGCACCCACUAGUGCUUACCCACCGCUUUUGUAUCCUUGGUUACCAGGAAUAAAAAACCAUUAUACCCAUGUAGGUUCCAAUGGUGUUCCAGUUUCUGGUAGUGCAGUUAAACAUCAGUAUUCAGUCCCUUGGAUGAAUGCAUUGCAAGUCCCCAGUGGUUUGGGCUCUAAAGCAAAUGCCAGGCUCUUCAGUGGUUAACCCAUUUGCAGCUUUGAAUAAUCAGGAAGGUGUUCCCAAGAUCAAUCUCUAUAUAUUUUCUCCCUAUUUGCCAUCCAGCAAUUAGGGGAUAUGCUUUUAUUUAAUUUUUUUUGUCUGUUCAGGCCAGGUCUUUCCUGCAUAAUUUUUUCCAUAACAGGUUAAAUAACACUUGUAUUGAAGAAAAUCAUCUCCCUUUUCCAAUGAAAUAAAAAUGAAAGAACUGUA